Necator americanus (New World hookworm) is the source of this 1431-nucleotide messenger RNA. RefSeq lists its product as uncharacterized. The transcript has 16 exons. The record is from RefSeq and is a predicted model, not a curated record. The coding region runs from base 1 to 1431 and encodes 476 amino acids. Gene Ontology annotation, biological process: aldehyde metabolic process. Lineage: Eukaryota; Metazoa; Nematoda; Chromadorea; Rhabditida; Ancylostomatidae. Gene Ontology annotation, cellular component: cytoplasm. Gene Ontology annotation, molecular function: aldehyde dehydrogenase (NAD+) activity.
AUGGUCUCUUUCAAACAGCUGGUCGACGCUCAACGGCAAUUCUUUAGAAGUGGUGGGACGCGAUGUUUGAAAGCGCGACAUGCGACAUUAACGACAGUGAAGAAAAUGAUCGAAGAUCAUCAUGAGGAAAUCGUGAAAGCCAUUUUCAAAGACCUACACAGGGAUGGAACUCGUGAAGUAGGUAGUUCGAUAAGAGCAGUUGACGAGCUAUUAGAUAAUCUUGAUCAAUGGAAUGCUCCCACAAAGGUGGAUACACCUUCGAACCUCACCAGUGAAGAUGACGUCGUGAUGAUGCCAGAACCGUUGGCUCUUGCUGGAGGUAACACCGUGAUUUUGAAGCUGUCAGAAUUCGCACCUGCAUUUUCGUCCCUGUUUUCGGGUCUAGUGACAAAGUAUUUUGACAAGAACGUAUUCGCAACUGUGGAGGGAGCAGUGCCUGAGACAACAGCGCUUCUUGAAGAGCGGUUUGAUCACAUUGUAUACACUGGAAACCCGACUGUUGCAAGGGUGGUCAUGGCAGCAGCGGCCAAAAACCUCACACCAGUCACACUCGAACUGGGAGGAAAAAACCCCGUCCUGGUGGAGCCGGACGCCGAUCUCGAUGAUGCCGCUAGGAAGAUUAUCAAUGCAAAAACUAUAAAUUGUGGACAAAUAUGUUUGUCAGCUGAUUAUGUUCUUACGACUGAAGAGGUGAAACCGAAAUUGAUCGCGGCCCUCGCUAAGGUGCUUGACGCUAUGGCUCCGAUCAAAGAGAGCAAAACUUAUGCACGUAUAGUGAAUGAGAGACAUUUUGACCGACUUUCGUCGCUGUUGUCCAAAACCAAAGGACGCGUCGUAUACAAAGCCGAUGGUGAGUUGGAUCGUGCGGAUAAAUUCAUCCCUCCACACAUUAUUGAAAUCGACAAGGAUGACGAAUUCAUGAAAGAUGAGAUCUUCGGACCAUUUCUACCAAUUUUGACGGUAAAAUCAUUCGACGAAUCGCUCGACUACGUUAACGACCACGAAAAACCGCUAGGCGCAUACCUUUUCACUAAGGAUCUAGAGAAGACAAAACGUUUUCUAAGGGAAACUUCAAGUGGUGGUGUGACAGUCAAUGACGUUAUGAUGCACUCUUGGGUCAAUAGUGUACCAUUUGGUGGCGUCGGCAAUAGCGGCAUGGGACAGAUUGGCGGAAAAUUCGGUUUUGAUAGUUUUGUACACCGUAAACCGAUUCUUAUUAGAAAUGGUGCCGACCGUGAUGCACACCCGCGUGCACUCGGAGACAAUCUUGUUCUCCUACGCAUGAGGUACUCCAGUCCCAUUAGUGUUCGUUUACUUCAUAUGUUAGAAAGUGCAUGUAAUAUUACGGGCCAGCGGACGAAUUACGCCGAAAUCCUUCAGAAUUUUCCCAUACGUCAAUUUAAGGAACUAACACGUGUCCUUCACAACUAG